This is a messenger RNA of Hyphopichia burtonii NRRL Y-1933, 937 nucleotides long. It is a transcript of the gene SSU72, whose product is annotated as RNA polymerase II subunit A C-terminal domain phosphatase. The transcript has a single exon. Bases 162 to 854 code for a protein of 230 amino acids. Gene Ontology annotation, biological process: termination of RNA polymerase II transcription. Gene Ontology annotation, molecular function: RNA polymerase II CTD heptapeptide repeat phosphatase activity. Lineage: Eukaryota; Fungi; Ascomycota; Pichiomycetes; Serinales; Debaryomycetaceae. Gene Ontology annotation, cellular component: nucleus; mRNA cleavage and polyadenylation specificity factor complex. The record is from RefSeq and is a predicted model, not a curated record.
ACUGUGUUCAUAUAGCGCAUUAUAAUAGAAUUCAACUCAGUAGUCUUGGUAUCUAGAAGCAGGAUUACACAAACCUGGAUAUUCGUGGGAUAAUAUACUAGAGACUCGAUAAAAUAGAGAAACACGUCCAAUAACUGAUUACGAGAUACAAUAAAUAGAGAAUGGUUGUGGAAGAUAGUCUUAAGAUUUGUACUGUUUGUGCGUCUAAUAAUAAUAGAUCUAUGGAGUCUCAUAAACAAUUACAGGAUGCUGGUUAUAACGUUCAAUCUUUUGGUACCGGGAGUGCAGUGAAAUUACCAGGUCCUUCUAUAGAUAGACCCAAUGUUUACGAUUUUGGUACACCUUAUGAGUAUAUUUACCAGGACUUAACAUCACAAGAGUGUCAUAAAAUGUACGAGGCCAAUGGUUUAAUCACUAUGGUGAAUAGAAACCGAUUUGUCAAAAAGGCACCUGAAAAAUGGCAUACUAAUGCAUACGCUGGGAAAUUUGAUUUGGUCAUAACAUGUGAAGAAAGAUGCUUUGACUCUGUCCUCGAUGAUUUAAUGUUAAGAAUGACCAAUAACAAAAAGGGUCCUGAUGAUGAUAAUGAAAUAAAGCAAGUUGUUCACAUAAUAAAUGUUGAUAUCAAGGAUGAUAACGAAAACGCUAAAAUUGGUGGUAAAGGUAUAUUGAAAUUAGUCAAUAUGAUACAUGAAUUUACAAGAAAAGAGAAGCAAAAGAGAAUCGAUUUAAAUGAAGAUGUUGAAGACGAAGAUAAUCCAAUUUUAUUAGAAGAUCAGAUGAUGAAUAUCUUAGCUGACUGGCAGAAAGAGCAUACACACUUGCCCACCCUUUACAGUGUAUCAUACUAUUGAGUAUUCGCUAACAAAGGUGUCCAUGGUUUCAAUAGCAUUUUGUAUUAUAUAGCAUUCAUAAUAGUAGUAAAUUUGAAUAUUAC